CUCCGUCAAGAAUUUCCAAAAUCUCGCCCUACCUUACCUUCUUUGGAUGAUCGAAGAAAAUCGUUUUUAUUACCUCGACAUUUAUUUUUCCGUAAAUCUACUGCUGAAAAACUUGAAAGUUAUUUACGAAAAGUUUUAAGUGAUAUAAAUUUAAAAACUUCAGCUGUUCUACGUGAUUUUUUAAGUGUCAAAUCUGAAAAAGACUCUAUUAGAUGGAAAAAUGCUUCGGCUGUAAAUAUUACUAUAGAUAAUAGAUCUGAUAUUGUUUCAAAUGUAAUAUUACAACAACCACAUAAAGCUUCUAUAGAUGAUUAUGAUUUAAUAAAAGUUCUUGGUAGAGGUUGUAUGGGGAAG
Molecule: messenger RNA, 354 nt
Organism: Racocetra persica
Lineage: Eukaryota; Fungi; Glomeromycota; Glomeromycetes; Diversisporales; Gigasporaceae
Source: the annotation of a GenBank genome assembly